Molecule: messenger RNA, 7031 nt
Organism: Eriocheir sinensis (Chinese mitten crab)
Lineage: Eukaryota; Metazoa; Arthropoda; Malacostraca; Decapoda; Varunidae
Exons: 7
Coding region: 255-1796 (513 amino acids)
Biological process (GO): zinc ion transmembrane transport
Cellular component (GO): plasma membrane
Molecular function (GO): zinc ion transmembrane transporter activity
Source: RefSeq, a predicted model, not a curated record
CCCAAAACGCCAUAGCUCUCUCGCCGCCCCCAAAGCCACGCGCUGCUGGCCGCGAACACGGAGCGGGGAUCAGUCGUGUCGCCGCAGCCGGUGCGUCGGGGUGUGCAUCUCGUGUGUGUCUGUGUGCCCUGUGCAGUGUGUUGCCUCAGUGCUUGAUGGUAUAUUGUAAGAAGGCACUUGGAUAUCACCCGGAGGCUCUUGGUGGAGUUUGAGCGGACGAUCCAUCUUCACUAAAUCCACACUUGUACUCAACCAUGGAGCUGCUAACCGUCAAGAUCAUCGCACUUACUCUGCUGGGGGUGUUCUCGCUGUUCUUUGGCCUGCUGCCGCUCCGUCUGAGGAAGGCGCUAGCGAAAGGGUCAAAGAGGCGCGAGAGGAUAGUGUCCUGCCUUCUGUGCUUCGGCGGCGGCGUCCUGCUGGCCACGGUGUUCACUCACAUGUUGCCGGAGACGAGGGAAGGCUUCGCCGCUGCCGCCCCCGAUGUCGAGUACCCGCUGGCCGAAGUGGUGAUCUGCCUCGGGUUCUUCCUCAUCUACUUCGUGGAGGAGUUUGUCCACAAGAUUUUCUUAAAGCGCGACACUCGUCUGGAGCGGAAACUCACCAAGCUUGCGGCCGCCAUAGAAGAGGAGACUGCCACUGUGCCCCACGUGCAACUCCACAACAAUAACAAUAACUAUAACAGUAACAGCCUCCGCCCAAACAACGGUAGCAGCCACAGCCACAGCAGCAGCACCAGCAGUAGCACAACCAGCACCGUCGCCGCCACCAACCCUGGGGAGGCCGUAGCCAAUGGGACCGAGGACGAGAAACAGAACCGGUGUUCCGUGUACUCUUUGAGCGGCUGCGGCGGCGGGGAAGCCAAGGUGAUGGGCCCCAAGUCUCAGUGGUCCCAGGAUGGAAUCGUGAACCCUGUGUUUGCUGGAGACCUGGAUGCCACUACAUGGAACCCGUCACUCAAGGAAUCAAUCAUGACCUCCACACAGAAUUUGUCGGGUCCGCCAGCGUCCAAUGGUAAGGUGGCGCCCGAUGGAGAGCAUCGCGACGGGAAGGUGGGCAUACAGCAGGGCGGCGGGCACAGCCACGGGCACGGCCAUGGUCACGGUCACUCUCACCUGGCCAUCAGUCGCCUGGGCAGCAAGAACAUCGCCUCUAACUUGCGUUCUCUGCUUGUCAUCCUCGCCCUCUCCUUCCACUCUGUGUUUGAGGGGUUGGCAGUGGGGCUGCAGGAGCGGGAGGUGGACGUCUGGUAUCUUCUGGGCGCCAUAUCAGCUCACAAGUUCGUCAUCGCCUUCUGCAUGGGGCUGGAGCUUCUAGCGGGUGGCACGUCGGCUGGCCUCAUGGUCAUAUACAUGGUGGUGUUCGCCUUGGUUUCUCCUCUUGGCGUCGCCUUUGGUAUCCUGGUGACGGAGAACUUGGCGGUUGGCGCGAGUGGUCACCUACUGACGGUGACGAUCCUGCAGGGCCUGGCGGGCGGCACCAUCCUUUACGUCACAUUCUUCGAGGUCCUGGAGCGGGAGAGGGGGCGGGCCGGUGGGCGGCUUCUCAAGUUCCUCUUCGUCCUGAUCGGCUUCGGUGCCAUGGCGUCUCUCGAGGCCGCCGGCGGCCACAGCCACGGCCACGGCCCCGAGAACGGUCACUCCUCCGGACAUGGCCACAGCCACGGACAUGGACACAGCCACGGCCCCGUCCACUUACCCUCGACCACCACUGCGGCGGCCAUCACUGGAGGCUUCGACGAUCACGAUCACCACGACCACGGCCACCACGACCACGGCCACCACGACCACGAUCACUAAUGGCGGUGGUGUUGGUCGUAAUUCACCACCACCCAAGACGUCUUAACGAUCGCCGCCAACUUUUACUCUCACCAGAUUUUAAUGAGUGUGUGUGUGAGAUUUUAGACAUGAAAGUGCAGCCGGCGACAACAACGACUUGGCGGGGAACGUUGUGGUCGUCGCGGGUGGUGGUGGUGACGGCGGCGAGACAAGCGUGUACAGUGUUGUGAUAGUGGUUGUGAUGUUGAGUCGUCAUGCCUCUUCGCCUCAUGAUCAAGAGGCGGCCAAGUUGAAAUAUUAUGUAAUUUUAAGUGUGUGGUGUGUUUUAAUCAUCGCCUCAGUGCGUGUCAAAUAACUCUUCCGUUUCGGGUUGACGGACAUGAAACGAUGCCUAGUACAAGAUGUUGAAAUAUUUAUUUAAUGGCAUUCAAGAAGUUUUAUUUGGUGUGACUGAAUUUUAUGCCGCGUAUAUGUUAUGGUGCUUGAAUGAAUGUUUUUUUAUGAGUGACAUUGUGGGAAAAUUUGUGAUUUAAUAGGAAUACGUGCGAGAUGGUAUUAAAAGGAGUACAUGAAAUGUCAGUGUAACUUUUUAACUAUUAUUAUAUCAAAGCUAGAUAAGUUAACUGCUGUGGUAACGAUAGCUUGGACAGCUCUUUCUACUUUUUUCACGUUUGUAAAUCUGAUGGUGCUUAACUAAUUUCCAGAUGAGGGUUUUAGAAUCUCGGGAUGCUUCGUUCUUGCGUGGUUAAUUCACACAAUGACGCAGAGACUUUCACAUUCAUAAUAGCACAUAUCAAUAAUAAUCAGCAAUGUUCGUUUAUCGGAAAAAAAAUACCAAAGAAUCAAACCCACAGUUUUCACAUAGGAAGCAAUUCAUUAACUAGGUUUGAGGCUUCGGUGUUGCUUCACGGUACUCGAUCUCUGACGUCAUACCGGGCACGUCACCGUUUUCUUCGGAUUUGAUUGGCUGACGUGCCGGGGCGGGCAGGAAGAGGGAUAUCAGCUGGCGUGUGUGUUCAGGAUUGCGGACGUGUGGUAGGGACGCUCGAGUGCCGGCCCCUCAUGGCAAGACCUCGACCCGUGUGUGAUCGGUAAGCUUAUCACGUGUUGUACAGGCACUAUUUAAGGAAGGUUCCCCAGUGACUGCAGCGGGCCACGAGUCUGCCUUGUUUGGAUUUUGAGUUGCCAGCAUGUGCCUCCUUGUGGUGGUUGUCUCGCGUGUCCCCGGGUCGAUAUGCGUAGGCGUUGUUACCUCCUCCCCACCCACGCCAGCCUUCGUGUCGGGGAACGUUCAGGUCGACUGUACUGUUUAUUUUGUGCUGCUGCCGAACUCACCGUAAAUGUUUGCCUUGUAUUAUGUGGAUCAAGCCAGCGGGUAUGACACGUGACUCCGGUGCGUGAACAAAGAUAACCUCAAACUGUUAUGCUUUUAGAUUUUGAGUAAACAUUGGUAAUAAAUUGAAAUUUAUCAGAUAAUGGUGAACUCGUUUGUCUCGGAACUCUUCAAGCCAGGUAUAUGGGUGAUGACGGGAGCCAUGGGGACUGACAACCGGAUGCAGGUGUGAGUGAGUCAACCACUCACUGAACACCCGCAAGAUUUAAAACACGGCCAUUGUAACACCUGCGUGGCCCGCCAGGUGAUCAUGGUGGGGCAGGGGAUGGGGGAUCACAAUGACUCACCCUUCACAUCCCCUCAGGUGAGACAUGAGUCCCGUCCGCCGCUCCGCUUGUUGAUGCUCACACCGACCACCUAGGAAGUUGUUAACGAGGCUUACAAAGUUUUCCUUGACUAUUUAACGCCUCGGCAUUCGUCACUACACUAUUGCAAGCGUCUUACCAAGUGUUGUGUGGGGCUUACUUUUUAUUUAUUUUUAUCAGUAAUGAAGUGUAGUAUACGAACCUGACGAAUCUCUCGCAUCAGCCGCUAGAUUAUUUCAUUUCACUGAACUUACCACAAGUAAUGCAAGUUCCUGUCAGUCAAGCUCAUAACAUUGAAGCAUGACCCAUAUUUCACCUGUUACAUUGAUCACGUGUCCUAUGUUACCCAGGUUACCCAAGAGCAAGGCAGUCACAUCACAUCUGCUCGGCCGGUGGUCAUAUGUAUCGUGCCUGACUUAAUACGUCAUUUUUAUGUUCACCCCAUGUGUGAUCAGAUAAAAAGGCUGCUCUACAUUCUUGUUUCAUAGAUUAAUGCAACGCUCUGAUUGGUAAUUUAACUAAUGGCCGACGUGUGGCAGCUCGGGGCAGGGCUGUUUGGUGUCUGACAGGAUAACCUAAAUGGAAACUGGUGGUAAGGUGCUUCACACCUCAGUGCCUCGGGGGAGGGGAAAUCCCGCUACUCUCUCUCUUACUUUCUUCUAGGUGCCGUUAACUCUUCCUGCAACUUGGCGAUUCAGGUUUGGAUGAAACGUAUGCAUUACUAUUCCGGCAAUCGAUGUCAAAUUUUCGAGUCGUGUAACUCGGAUGUUUUUUUCUCCUCAUUCCACAAACUGGAAACAAUAUAAUAUAAUAAAAAAUAUCAUUUAUAGUUAUGUAUGCGUGCACUUGGUUUCAAUUGCCAAGUAAAUGUUUUUUUCACCAGAAUGAGAAAGAAAUCAGACUCGGUCAUACGUGUAACCUGUCAUUGUUUAUGUAACAUCAUUUGUAUCGUAUGACACAGCCAAGGUCAGUCAACUAACGCGCUUCAGGGGGGAGCAGGAGGACAUCACACUCUGGUUUGCUUGUCAGCGGGCAGCACAUCAUCGUUAGACUGCAGGACGGCACGAGCCAGACGGUCAGACCUUGCAUGCGUCACAGCGUAGCGUGUUCAGCCGCGAUUUGCAGGACAAGGUCAAGCUCUGGUUUGCAUUCGUUACUUAGUUUUAUUAAGUGUUGCACGCCACGCUCAGUCCCUUGAUGCGUCUGUGAGAAAGAGUUAACGUUUGGUGUUAGUGGAGCGGCGUUUUGUACGACUAGAAAGUGUGUCCGAUGACGGUCCGAAAGCGUAGUGUUUUAGGUUGCCCUUUUGUUUUGCGUUACGUCAGCACAGCAGUGAAAGCCGUAGGAGGGAAGGGGGGGGGGGUAAGGGAACCCAAGCGGCGCGGUGUGAAGAGGAAGUUUCAACGUAAAGAGCAGCCACGAAGCACGCGAUGGGUAGCGACGAAUAGCCUCAGUUUUGUCGUGGUUACGGAUGGAAGAAUGGUACCAGCUGAGAGAGAGAGAGAGAGAGAGAGAGAGAGAGAGAAUGAAUCAACCGCAAAAUGAGUGUGCAACGGCGGGCGGGGGCGGGUCCAUUGUUAGGCAGGUUUUUACGGUCGCCUGUUUCGUUGGUGGCUGUCCCAGGGGGUGAGUCUACGCAGUUGCCUUGAAUCACGUUCCGGGCGCGGCUGCAGCGUCAUAACCAGGGCCACACGAGGUCACAGAAGGGUGGAAAAUGUCGCGGCACAGAGACCCAGCCGCAGAGGGAUCAGGGUGGGUUGCGUGUGGGUGCAGGGGGAGGAGGAGGAGGAGGAGGAAGAGAAGAGAGGAGAGGAGAGGAGGAAGGAAGCGCAUACGCCCUUUUUACUCGGAAUAUUCAAGGGGAGGUUCAAGGUGAAGGUAUCGUGGGCACAGCAAUCCAGUCUGGCCCUCUUCCCCCGUGUCCUGGCCUGAAUUUUUGCUUUUUUCUCCGCUCGUGUGUGUGUGUGUGUGUGUGUGUGUGUGUGUGUGUGUGUGUGUGUUUGCAGUAUCGUUGUGCCUGACAUUUCUUACCCAUAUCAAUCAGAAAAAAAAAAAAACUGUCAGGAAGGUGUUCGCUCUGCUUCCUUGUUUACAGACACGAUAAACAGGAAUUGUGUGUUGGAUUCGCUUCGCACUUAAUGCAUAUCUCGCUUCUGGACGUUUGUGCCAACUCAACCACGGCCAUUCAGCUUAGACAUGAAUAUUUAUUUUUUUUAUUUUUUUUUUAUUUUACGCUAUCCGGAUCGAUCUUGUGCGCCCUGGUGAUUCAUCCACUUUACUCUGCCGUAAGGGCAACAUGGCACCACUUUAUUUUUAGCUUUGUAUUAUUCUAUUUUCAAUUUACUCAGGAUUUUUUUUCUUUUUCAGACUGCAACAUUUUCUUUCUUUCACUGGUGUAGUAUUUUUACAAUGAUAUUUCGGGCUGGGAUUUUAUACUUUUAGUCUUCUGUGACGUAACAACAAGAAAAAAACAAUUAUACAGGUCAUUUUUUCGGCGAUUCGUAUGCUAUUGUAAUACCGCCGCGCCGUUUUCACAGGUAGCAUGCAUCCGUAAUCUUGUAGUGAGUGGAAGCCUCUCGCCCGUGCGCUCGAUUCCUGCGACAAAAGUUUCCUUAGCCUUUUAUGUAGAGAAGUGUGCCAGCUCCUGUGUGUGUGUGUGUGUGUGUGUGUGUGUGUGUGUGUUGGCGUGGCUGUAAACCAGUGUUUUUCUUUGGCGGUAUGCCGCGUCGAGUACUGUGUGUUUAGGGUGAGAGGCGAAGGGUGCGUGGGGUGAUUAUCGGAUAGUGUACGGAGAGAGAGAGAGAGAGAGAGAGAGAGAGAGAGAGAGAGAGAGAGAGAGAGCUGUGUUAGCUGCAGUCUGGCAAUGAGAAAGAAAAAGUGUACUUGUCAGUUAUUUUUUUUUUUUUUCGCUACACCUUUAACUUCCUGUCUCGGGGUGAGAGAGAGAGAGAGAGAGAGAGAGAGAGAGAGAGAGAGAGAUUGUAUGUAGACUGUAUGUGUGCGUGCGGGUUGUAAUAUCCACCUUAAACUUAGGGUCAAUGUUAGUCGAGAAAGCCUUUGCCUUAACUCCCUUUAGGUUCUCUGCACGGCUUGUCCCGCGCCGACCAGAGGCUGUACCGGCGCAUCUCCCCGCCUCGCCACGUCGACAAUAACGUGUGAUUCAUGUAAUUACUUAUUUUGCCAUAGAGACAGCCAGGCGGAUCCCUCAGACCGUGAAGGCUGUUACACACACACACACACACACACACACACACACACACACACACACACACACACACACACACACACACACACACACACAGUCACGCACUCGCUCACUGAAACGGGACCAAGCUUUGACCGAGUUUUUCAUUUUUUUUUUUAUUAUUGUUACCUCUUGACAUUUUCCCCUUCUAUAGGCAGUCAUAUACAAGGCAGCAUGGCAUUAUUUUUAUACGUAUAUUUAGAAGGAGAAAGUGUAUGGUCAAACUUUCUCCAUUGUAAGUAUUUUAACGGCUCUGUAUGCCAAGACUGAUGCUGUUAAUAUUAUUUUGUAUAAAUAAAAUCAUAAUUAAAGUA